AUGGCUUCAAUUUCAACAAAUUACAACAGUGGAUCUUUGAUGGACGUUGGCAGUUUGGAUUUCUUGAAUAAACCCGAUUUUGAUAUAGACAUGGAUGAUAGUGAAAUUUUGAAAGAACCGUCUAUAGACGCGGUUUCUGGAGCUCCCGAGACGUAUUUUGAAGGUCUACGAAAAAAAGGCGGCUUAGAAGACGUUUCUGGAAGUUUUCAGGGCUCAUUGAAGUUCCAAAUGGCUCCAGUAACAGCCCGUAGCUUGGGCUAUUUUAACAACGUCGAAAACGAGAAUAUGGCGAGAAAAGAUCAGAAGAUAGACAAUAGGCUGUUCACACCCGUAUUCCAUGGACUGGACUCCUCACAGGACUACAAGCAAUUUGUUUUGACUUGUUUUGAGAUUUACAAAAACUUGGGCGAAGAUCGGUUUUUCUCGAUUCCUACAUUGGGACUCGUCAACCAGUCUGCGCAAGCUGAGCAGUCGCAAGCGGUCGAUUUGGCCAUGUACGCGUUGGUGGACGAACUAGAGACAUUCGCGCUAACACAGAAUUCCAUAAGAGGUGCAGAACUGGAGGAAAAUGUUGCCAUUCUCAAUUGCGCCAAAGCUAUCCAUUUCACCUCAUCAGAACAGGACUCUGAUUUCCAAGAUGGUGGAUUAGUCCGAAACAUUGGCCACUGGAUUAACAGAGCCGAUGGAGAGCCUUCGGAAAAUGUAAUCGAACAAGUUUUCGGCGAAAACAACAACACCAAAGUUUACGAAAGGACGUCAUUUUGGAAACUCGUUAGCCAGCUUCUUCUCAGGGGUCUUUUCGAUCAGGCGCUGGCGGUUCUGGAGCGAUCUCAAAUUUUUCCGGCUUUAAAGGAGCAAUGUGAGAUAACCCUCGACGUCUUGACUGAUGCCACCUCUCUGUUGAAGGAAUAUCCAUACAACGAUGGAACCGGUUUUAGAGAAUGGAAGGCCACUGCACUACAUCUAUCUCAAUUUUUUUCCGAGAGUGCUACUAAUGUGGAUCUUGAUUUGCGCGAUUCUAUCAGCGACAUGCUUCACUUGAUUAGCGGAUCGCAAGCAAAAAUUCUACAGUACGCCAAUACCUGGUAUGAAUCUUUCUGCGGGCUGAUAACAUUUUAUAUCCCCACACUACAAUUGUCAGAGGAAUAUCUGCAAUUUUCAUUAAAUGCGCACCCUGCUGAUGUUUGCAAUGCCUGGGAACAGGCUUGUGUAGACAUAAUAAGAGGCAAGAUCCACGCCGUACUGCCGAUUCUGGAAUCACUGGAUAACUGCGUAGCUGCAUUUUUCUCUGGUAUUUGCGAAGCAAAGGGACUAUUAGAGUCAAGCAACAACCUACACAAGCAUGCAAAGACAUAUGACUCCGGUGAUUACACUAGCAUUGAAGAUGAUCUAUUUUCUUCUAGAAACAGUAUGGCUAGUUUUUUGCUUCACGGCUUUGCCAUGGAGCUAUGUUCUUACGACGAUAAGCUGUUAUGGUCUGUAGCAAUUGGUAUCCUAGCGUUGUCGCCCAGCAGAAGUAACAGCGCCGUGAGGCUAGCAAUUGCAGAACUGCUACCUCACUUCCCAUUCGAAAAUAAUGAUGACGUCGAGUGGAUGUUGACUCUAUGCGCCAAGUGGAGGCUGCCGGAAGUUGCCAAGACCAUAUAUCGAAUCCUGGGUAACAAAUUCCUUUAUGAAAACAAUGUUAUAGAGGCAAUGAUGAAUUUUAGUAAAGCAGGUGAGUUUGAGUGGGUCAAACAUUACUCAUGGAUGAUCUUCGAAGCAUCUGCUAUUCAAGGCACACCACUCGAAGAUGAAGUAAUAGAGGCUAUUGUCAGUAGGCGCGCGGAAGUGGAAAUCCCUAAAGAGAUUUUGGAAAAUGUCCUUACAGAUUCUAUGAGGCAAACAUUGUCACCAUACGCGGUCUUGCGUCAUUUUUAUCAACAAGCUAAAGAACAAGACUUUGAGGGGGCACUACAAAGUCUUAUCGGCUUGUUAGAAUUUCAAUAUCUACCAAGUCAGUAUCUGGCAUUACUGGUGGCCCAAUUUUUAAAUCCUGUAUUUCUACAGGAUGACACGCAACACAUUUCAGAACCGGAUGUGAUUCGCAUAAUUCAGGCCUUGAACAGGUUGGAGGUAAAAGACGACAAAAGCGUUGCAUUAUACGACAUUUUGAAAAGCCGGAAAGAGGAACGUGGAUUUCCUGAGGAAUUGAGCAAUUUGAUCAAACAGGUCAGGAAGAAGUUAAAUUUCAAGAUUUGUCAAGAGUUCAUGAAGUAA
Molecule: messenger RNA, 2259 nt
Organism: Lachancea lanzarotensis
Lineage: Eukaryota; Fungi; Ascomycota; Saccharomycetes; Saccharomycetales; Saccharomycetaceae
Gene: NUP85
Product: LALA0S05e01618g1_1
Exons: 1
Coding region: 1-2259 (752 amino acids)
Biological process (GO): protein import into nucleus; mRNA export from nucleus; positive regulation of DNA-templated transcription
Cellular component (GO): nuclear pore outer ring
Molecular function (GO): structural constituent of nuclear pore
Source: RefSeq, a predicted model, not a curated record